AGAUGAUUGACAGCUCUGGAGCUGCUGACAAUCAACAUCACACUAUCCUACAGACUUUGUUCAUCUAUGGAGGCCUUGCUCCAUGAUUCCCCACUCCACCAGAGUUGCAGAUGGUAGCAAUGUGAGAAAGGUCCUUUUCAGUGGUGGCACCGUGACCUUCCCACCGGGUCCAUCAGGGUUACGGCAGGUCGCAAAGACAUGUUCUGGAGGAUCUGUGUUUUCCACAAGCUGACGCACCAGUUCCAGUCCAAUUCCCCGAUUGGAACCCGUCACCAGGACACUACAAGCCAGUGGAGACAUUCCGUUGCUUUGCUCUCACUCCAGUAACAACUGGACUUUGUUCAAUGAUUGCCUACAUUACAGACCUCUGGUGUGCAUACAAGAAGAAGUGCUGAGUGGUGAUUCCAAGAUGGGGACGACGUUAACGGCCAGCGAGAUCCGGCAACGGUUCAUCAACUUCUUUGUGGAAAACCAGCACACCUACGUGCACUCUUCUGCUACUAUCCCUCUGGAUGACCCUACUCUGCUCUUUGCCAAUGCUGGCAUGAAUCAGUUCAAGCCCAUCUUCCUCAAUACUAUUGACCCCUCUCACCCCAUGGCAAAGCUGACAAGAGCUGCCAACACUCAGAAGUGCAUUCGGGCUGGUGGGAAGCACAACGACCUGGAUGACGUGGGCAAGGAUGUCUAUCAUCACACUUUCUUUGAGAUGCUGGGCUCCUGGUCUUUUGGAGAUUACUUCAAGGAACUGGCUUGCAAGUUUGCCCUGGACCUGCUCACCAAAGAGUUUGGCAUCCCCAUCGAGAGGCUGUAUGUCACGUACUUUGGUGGCAAUGAGGCAGCUGGUUUGCAGCCAGACUUAGACUGCAAACAAAUCUGGCUGGAUCUAGGUCUGCCAGAGAGCAGGAUCCUCCCAGGCAGCAUGAAGGAUAACUUCUGGGAAAUGGGAGACACGGGCCCAUGUGGGCCUUGCAGCGAGAUGCACUAUGACCGGAUUGGAGGCCGGGAUGCUUCACCCCUUGUCAACCAAGAUGAUCCCAACGUGCUGGAGAUCUGGAACUUGGUGUUCAUACAGUUCAACAGGGAGAGUGAUGGGACCCUGAAACCUCUUCCCAAGAAGAGCAUUGACACUGGCAUGGGCCUAGAGAGGCUGGUGUCUGUGCUGCAGAACAAGAUGUCCAACUAUGACACGGAUCUCUUUGUGCCCUACUUUGAGGCUAUCCAGAAGGGCACUGGCUGCAGGCCGUACACUGGGCAGGUUGGUGAGGAGGAUGCAGACGGCAUUGACAUGGCAUAUCGAGUCCUGGCAGACCAUGCCCGAACCAUCACAAUCGCCCUCUCAGAUGGCGGAAGGCCGGACAACACCGGCAGGGGGUAUGUUCUGAGGCGCAUCCUUCGCCGUGCUGUGCGCUAUGCCCAUGAGAAGCUCAGUGCUCCCAAGGGGUUCUUCGCCACACUGGUUGACGUGGUGGUAGAGUCUCUGGGUGGUGCCUUCCCGGAACUGAAGAAGGACCCAGACAUGGUGAAGGACAUCAUCAACGAAGAGGAGGUUCAGUUCCUGAAGACGCUCAACAGAGGGCGUCGCAUCCUCGACCGGAAGAUUCAGAGCCUGGGAGAUGACAAAACUAUUCCAGGAGACACUGCCUGGCUGCUAUACGACACUUACGGUUUUCCUGUGGAUCUCACUGGGCUAAUUGCAGAGGAGAAGGGCCUGAAAGUAGACAUGGAGGGCUUUGAGGAGGAGAGGAAGAGCGCCCAGCUGAAGUCCCAGGGCAAGGGAGGUGGCGAUGAAGACCUCAUCAUGUUGGAUAUCUACGCCAUUGAAGAGCUCCGGUCCAAGGGGCUAGAGGUCACAGAUGACUCUCUCAAGUACAGCUACACAUCGGAUCCCAGUGGCACUUACGCAUUUCACAGUCCUGUGGCCACAGUGAAAGCCCUCCGUAGAGAGAAGAAGUUUGUGGAGGAGGUUUCUACAGGCCAAGAGUGUGGGGUUGUAUUAGACCGCACCUGCUUCUAUGCUGAGCAGGGAGGACAGAUCUACGAUGAAGGCUACCUUGUCAAGGAGGAUGAAGGCAGCGAUGAUAAGACUGAGUUCACGGUGAAAAAUGUGCAAGUGCGUGGAGGCUACGUGCUCCAUGUGGGCACAGUCUAUGGGAGCCUGAAGGUGGGAGAUGCCGUAAAGCUGUUUGUUGAUGAGCCAAGACGAAGGCCCAUCAUGAGCAACCACACGGCUACCCACAUUCUCAAUUUCGCCUUGCGUGCGGUGCUGGGAGAGGCUGACCAGCGGGGAUCUUUGGUUGCUCCGGACAGACUGCGGUUUGACUUCACUGCCAAGGGUGCCAUGUCUACUCAGGGGAUUAAAAAGGCAGAAGAGAUUGCCAACCGGAUGAUUCAAGAAGCCAAGGUUGUGUAUGCCAAGGACUGCCCACUGGCUUCUGCCAAAGCCAUCCAGGGCCUCCGAGCUGUGUUUGACGAGACCUACCCUGACCCUGUGCAUGUCGUCUCUAUCGGCAUACCCAUCGAAGACAUGCUGGCUGAUCCCUCCAGUGCCGCAGGUGCCGUCACAUCCGUCGAGUUCUGCGGAGGAACGCAUCUACAAAACUCCGGCCAUGCUGGCCACUUUGUAAUUGUGUCGGAAGAAGCUAUUGCAAAGGGCAUCCGGAGGAUAGUGGCUGUCACUGGAGGAGAAGCCCAGAAGGCGCUGAGGAAAGCAGACAGCCUUAAAAAGCUGCUCUCUGAUUUAGAGGCCAAGGUGAAGAUCCAGACUGCUCCCAACAAAGACGUCCAGCGUGAAAUUGCAGACCUUGGUGAGACCCUGGCCACCGCCAUCAUCCCACAGUGGCAGAAAGAUGAGCUCAGAGAGGCUCUCAAAACACUAAAGAAGGUUAUGGAUGAUCUAGACCGUGCCAGCAAAGCUGACAUCCAGAAACGAGUUCUGGACAGGACGAAGCAGCUGAUCGAAGCCCAUCCCAACCAGCCACUGGUCAUACUGGAAAUGGAAAGUGGCGCUUCAGCAAAGGCACUGAAUGAAUCUCUGAAGCUGUUGAAGACUCACUCCCCUGAGACAGCAGCCAUGCUUUUCACUGUGGACAAUGAAGCUGGCAAGAUCAUCUGCUUAUGCCAAGUCCCUCAGGAAGUUGCCAGCAAAGGGCUGAAGGCCAGCGAGUGGGUUCAGCAAGUGUCAGGGCUGAUGGAUGGCAAGGGGGGUGGAAAGGACCUUUCUGCCCAGGCGACAGGCAAAAACGUUGGUUGCCUCAAGGAAGCCCUUCAGCUGGCCACGAACUUUGCCAAACUCAGACUAGAAGAGCUGAAGAACUGACCCAAGCCUGGGAAUGCACUCAAGAAGGGAACGUCUGGUCAGCUCGGCCCAUAGGUUAGGAGUUUAUUUUGUUUUAGAGGCAUUUAUAGAGACAAAGACUGUACAUUGCUGUCCCAAGUCCAUCCGCUCAGGCUCUAACCAAGCAAGGCAGCAGUGGGUAAGGCAACGACCCGAACACAAGACCGAAGAGCCCAGGACUGCACGAGUUCGCAUUCAGUCUUGGAUCACAACUGACCCAUCUCAGGGCUCCUGCUGCCAAUUCACGGCCCUCCUUUUUGCGCACAAAUGUUUGUCACAUUCUUCCUGUAACUCUCCGUGUAAUGCUUAGUGCUGCCACCACUGUACAGUGUCCAGGACGGAAACAGGGACUUUGCACAUUGAGCCCCGGCCAUGCUCAGGCACUUGCGAUGUAACAUGAGCACGUGCAGGGGUGAGCAUCGAGGCUGCUGUUAUCCCUUUUCCUUACCUAUGUAGCAGUGGAAGCUUCCCACAACCUCCAUUCCUAGUAUUAACCUCUGUUGUCAUAGCAGCAAAACUUUGGGUUUGCUGACUGGCCCUGGCACAAGGAAUUGUGUUCAGUUAAGUUCAGUGGUAAAUAAAAAAGAACAAGACA
Hemicordylus capensis (graceful crag lizard) is the source of this 3929-nucleotide messenger RNA. It is a transcript of the gene AARS1, whose product is annotated as alanyl-tRNA synthetase 1. Gene Ontology annotation, biological process: tRNA modification; alanyl-tRNA aminoacylation. The transcript is spliced from 22 exons. The record is from RefSeq and is a predicted model, not a curated record. The coding region runs from base 410 to 3316 and encodes 968 amino acids. Gene Ontology annotation, molecular function: nucleic acid binding; ATP binding; alanine-tRNA ligase activity. Gene Ontology annotation, cellular component: cytoplasm; mitochondrion. NCBI's taxonomy places the organism in Eukaryota, Metazoa, Chordata, Lepidosauria, Squamata, Cordylidae.